AUGCAAUUGCUCUCUCCUCAGACUGAUGAGAUUGAAAGGAAAUACCCCUUGGAUGAGGAGGGUCGGGGACGCACCUUGCGGGAACUCUACGGUAAAGUGGGUUUGAACCCUUUCGCUGCGUUCCUGCCGAUUCUGGUGCAGCUUCCGAUCUUCGUGGCGCUCUUUCGGGCCAUUGGUAAGCUGGCAUCCCAAGAUGACCAUUUCAAGGAGUCUUUCCUGUGGAUUCCCAGUCUCGCUGGGCCUGUGGAAAGUGGAAGGCCUAGCUUGGAUUGGCUACUCAAGACUCGCUACAGCGACCACUUCGAGCCUUUGGUCGGUUGGCAGGAUGCGGGCUUCUAUCUCAUUCUUCCACUGCUUGUUUUCCUCCUGCAGUUCUUCUCAAACAGGAUGAGCGCGGCUUCCAAAGAGACUGUGUCCGCGACUGCCCUGGCUCCAUUGUUCAUUGCAAUCUCCACAUUGGUCUCUCCUCAAGGUGUGGGGAUCUAUUGGUUUACCAACACCCUGUUGACAACUGUGCAGCUCAAGUUCACCCAGAACCAGGUGGCUGAGGAGUUUCCAGAGUACAAGAAAAUCAAGGAUGCUGUGGAUGCAGAACAAGAUGGCAUGAGAUACACGCGUAGCUCACCGUUCAAGAAAAACGAGCUGGUAGCCAAAUCCGUUGAAGAUUUGGAAGAUCCCCCACAGAAGAAGGCAGCAAAGCCAAAGUCUCGAAAUGCACGUCGGAAGAAGACAAAGGCUAGAAAUCGGCAGAGAGCAGGGCAGGGGGAGGCUGUUUGA
Messenger RNA from Durusdinium trenchii, 777 nucleotides. NCBI's taxonomy places the organism in Eukaryota, Dinophyceae, Suessiales, Symbiodiniaceae. The record is from the annotation of a GenBank genome assembly.